AAGCAAUAAUAUUUAAAAUGAUAAGGAAGACCAGGGAGUAGAACCUCAUAAUCCAAAAGGGUAGGAGGUGAAGUCACUUAUAUUGUCACCACACAUGCCUGGUGGGUAUUCAUUAAGUGUGUGUGGAGUACCUGGGGCCCAUGUGGAGGCUGUCGGACCGAGUCAGAGAGUGAGAUGCUCUUCAGCUUAAGGGUUACUUUUUCAGCUCGGCCUGUCUCUCUGCUGUGCCCACUGUAGGCCCUCAUCACUUUCAGGAGCCACAUCACCUCAGAAGUCUUACUGAAGUAGAUCUGGGCUGGAGUGCGAGGCAGGGAGGUCCCUUCAUCUUUACUAACAGUGAAUUAGUGAGCAGAACUCUGGAAGCCUUUUCUGUACCUGAAUACAUUCCAUCCUCUGCCUCCUGCACCUCAGUGUCUUCAUGGCUCCAGACAAACAGUGGAAGUUGGCCACCAGAUCUUCCAAGUGCCAGAAGGAGCCUAUACUCCUAUGGGCUCCAAUCCACAUAGUCUCAGUGAUAUUGAUGGGAGUGCUCAUUAUGGAUUGCAAACUGGAGCCCAGAAAAGGUCAACAACUUGUCCAAGGUCAUGUAGCAUCCAAACGGCAGCUCUGGGACUUAUAUGUAGCUUGUUUAGGCUCACGUUUGCUCCAAAUUCAGUUUCUCCACCGCCCUGUGCUCUCAGUGUUGUCACUCCACUAUCAAGUAGUACUAGAUGAAAAUCCCAAAUUCUUGCAAACUUAACCUCUGAACUCCAUGUCAAGGGCAAAGUUGCCUAUCCUAAGGGUCAUUCUGUCAGUCUGAUCAGGCAAAUCUCUUUUUAAAAAUACACAUUAAAGUCAACUGACCCAGCCAUCUUUUUGCAGAAAUUGGUAAGCUGAUCCUAAAUUUGUGUGGAAUUGAAGAGGCCCAGAAUAUCCAAAACAAUCUGAAAAAGAACAAAGUUGGAGGACUCUCACUUUCUAUUUCAAACUUACACCAAACUACAGGAAUCAAAGCAGUGUUGUACUGACAUAGGAAUAGUACCUAGAUCCAUGGACUAGUGCUGAGAGUCCGAAAAGAAAGCUUUGUUUCUGUGGUCAGUUCAUAUUUGACAGUGGUGCCAAGGCCAUCCAAUGGGGAAAGAAUAGUUUCUUCAAAAGAUGAUUUUGGGACAGCUGACUAUCCACAUGCAGAAUAAUGAAUAUGGAUCCCUAACACAGGCGAUAAGCAAAACCAACCCAAUGUCAAAAUGGAUCAAAGGCCUAAACAUAGGAAUUAAAACUAUAUAACCAGCUGAAACAGCUUUUGGGCACAAGGAGAAGAGACAGAAAAAAAAUAUUGGAAUAGUAGAAAGAAAAAAAUAGAAUUAUUAGUUAUACUGGGAACAUUGGAAAAAUGGAAGGAAGGAAGAAAACAGACAAAUGAGAAAGAUGGAAAAGGUUUGAUUAUAAGGUAGAGAAGGACUUGGGCUGUAUGUGGAGAGGGGAUGGGAAGGCUGGUCAGGCAGCAGUAAUCCCUGUGGGAGCCAGUGGUCAUGAGAGGGAACCCGAAAUAACCUUUUGUUGCUCAGGAAGGCCCAACCUAGGGUGGAUGGUGAAGCAGUCUGCACGUUGGCUCAUGGUCACUGUCAACUAGGAACUGUAAGUCAGAUUUUCUCUAGGAUUUCAAAACUAUUUUAACAUUUCUCAUCCUGUCUCAGCAUACAGGUUGUUUAGUGUUUCAGGAGCCCAGUUAGUUACAUCCUCUUGCCUUUCAGGCCCAGAGUUCAGGUGUUAACACUUUCAGUUUUACCAUUUCUCAUGGGCCUGUUUUGUAGAGUGAGUCCAGCAGAUGGCGCCAGCAUUCUCAAGACUUCAGAUUCACUGCAACAGCACCACCCAGUAGAAAUAUGAUGUAAGCUGUUUUCAGUUUUCUGGGAACCACAUUAAAAAGUGAAAUUAAUUUCACGAUAUACUGUAUUUAAUCCAGUAUUUAAGCCCGUAUAUCCAAACUAGUUCAACUAGUUCAAAUUUAGUUAUAUUUAAAAAUAUCCAGAUAUUUUAUAUUUCUUUGCACACGAAGUUUUAAAAAAUCUGUAUAUCCACCAGUGGUACAUCUCAAUUCAGAUGUUAAAUUUUCAUCAGGAAUACUUGGUCUAUAUUUGUAUUUCUUAGAAAAUACAGUGAAAAGGUAGAUUCACACACCCAAGUUCUAUACACACAAACAUUUCUAAGUUUGCCAGUAACUGUAUCAAAUAUCAGGGUUUUUUUUUUAAAUUUUUAAUUUUUUAUUAACAUAUAACAUAUUAUUAGCCCCAGGGGUACAGGCAAAUACCAGUUCUUAAUACAAUUUUACUUCCUUAGUCAUACCACAUUUCAGAUACUCAGAAGACAUGACGCUAGUGCUACCGUCCUGCAUAGCACACCUCUGCAUGAUCUGUUUUUUAUAUGCUUUAUGAUCUGACUACACGUAAUCCUCCCAUUAGUAGCUAAAGGACUGAUAAACAUUUCUUCCAGUCAUGCAUUAAGCACUGAAGCUAUUCUUACCGCAAUGUUUAACUCGGAGGCAAGGAGUCAUGAACUCUUCUGUCAGAAAACAUGACCACACCUUACUCGUAUCUUUGUAGAGCUAAGCGAAAUGUUUUGGAUCAGAAAUUGCUUUGAAUUAUUUGUUUUCACUGUAAUCUUUUCUCUAGGCCUUUGUGUGUUUUGAUACAGUCCCUUUGAAUUGGCUAAAUAAAUCAUUUUGUUCGCUUGCAAAAUUCCCGAAGGAGAAACUUUAAAUCCAUAUACAUGAGAUUCCUGCUAUGUUUAGCCAUACAUUUGCCAAAGACUUGUGGGAUCAUUUAUUUCCUCUUAAAGCCACAGUGCAGCCUGCAGGAUGGUUUUCAGCUAACCUUGUUGUGACAUCGAGAGGAGGCAGUAGAAUUUAGAAUUUGGAACAGGGGUCAGUACUGGUCUUUACAGUUAAUACAACAUAGAGGAGCCACGCCAUAUGUGUUUCGUUUCUUUUUCAGCCAGUGAAUUGAACUAAGUCAGUUAUAUGUCAGGCAGUUUGUGUAAAAAGCUAUAUGGCUAAGCUGCUUUCUCCACCACAUUUCUAACUGCCACGUUCUUCCUGACUCUGAAGCUCACCUGCUUAGUGGCAGUUUUGCCUCGUGGUUUUAAUUCAUAGACCACAAGCAGAUCUUCCACCCCCAGAUCUCUGACUUUAAAAGGGGCUCUGACUUUCUAUAGCUGCACGUCCAUCUGGUCUGAGAUGGACAGUAUUACCUAGCAGGAUGCACACUGUACCAACAUGACUGACAUCAAGAGCAACCGAGAAUUGUACCAGCAGUACACAGCCUCGGCUCCCAGGCUGCUGGCCCGCAUCUCCAGACUGCUCAUCAGUUGCCGGAACGCAGGCAUUUCUGUACCUAAGGGCAUCAGGAACAUCUUUGAGUUCACUUGGGAAGAACUCACUGCGGACCCCAUGUUGCCUACCCCAUCCAACAUCGUGGGCCUAGAGAUCAGCAUUGGACCCCCACCUGUGGUGCUCAUGGAAUUAACCCCCGCACAGGCCCCUGUCCAGAAGAAGCCACCACCACCACCACCACCAGUACCACCACAGCAAUUGCUACCCACAUCCACUGGGUCAGCAAGGUUCACCCAGUCUCCCACCCGUGGCCACCUAGCACACUCUAGCCAGGAGACCCUGCACAGAUUCCAGCGGCAGUCCAUCCACCUGCUGACAGAACUGCUCACCCUGAAGAUGAAGGCCAUGGUGGAGUCCAUGUCUGUAGGUGCCAAUCCCCUGGAUAUCACAAGGCGCUUCGUGGAGGCCAGCCAGCUCCUCCACCUCAAUGCCAAGGAGAUGGCUUUUGACUAUCUGAUCGGCACAAUGGGAAGAAGUAGCCGGAGUGUUGGAAAGAUGGGGAAAGAUUCCUUCAUGAACACUCCAGCCAUGGGAGUGAACAUGCCUUACCAGCUUGUUUAUGAGUCCUCCACUGGCUGUCUGAGCUUCUCCCUCUCAACUGGAAGAGAAGUCAAGAAGAAAACAGUAACAGGUAAAUCAAAAAACUUAGAAGACAUAACCGUGUCGUCCUUUCCACGAGGAGCUGGAAUGUCUGCCUCUGACAGCGUGGAGUUCAGCGAUCCCUGCCCUGAGGUCCGGGAGAAGCUGCAGGAGAUGUGUCGCCAUAUAGAAGCGGAAAGGGCCUCGUGGAAAGGGAGGACUUUCUCCUGCCCCCUGAUCUUUCGCAACUACAGGGCAAAGGUGCCCCCUCAUCUAAUGUCAGCCCCGAAAGGGGAUGCUCAGACCCCGAGCUCCCACCACCCUCACCCUUCAGGUGCUCAGACCUCCGCUUCCACCCUUCACCAGCCUCCCGCCUACCACCACCCUCACUUUGUCCGGCAUUCUCAAGAGUGGAAGGUAUCCAAGAAGAUCAUCAAGUUCCAUUACGCCUUCUAUGAUGGGUCCUCCUUUGUGUACUAUCCCUCUGGAAACAUCGCCAUGUGUCAGAUCCCCACGUGCUGCAAAGGAAGAACCAUCACUUGCCUCUUUAAUGAUACACCUAGCUUCUUUCUGGCUCUGCUCAAUGCUGAAGGACAGGGCUGUGUUCAGUACAACACGAAGGCCCGUUGCCCAUACGUCUUGGUCUUGGAUGAGGAAGGUGGGACUGCCAAUGACUUCAAAGGCUACGUAGUUCACAAAUGGAGCUGGACUUCUAAGACAGAGACUUUGCUUUCCCUGGAAUAUAAGGUGAAUGAGCAAAUGAAGCUGACGGUGCUAAGCCAGGACUCCAUCAUGGUCACCUUCACCUCCCUAAAUGAAAGAAUAACACUCUCCGUUUCAGCCAACAACUGUCCCCAUGGGGUAGCACAUGAAAAACGGCUGCUGACCCGCGUGGAUGACAAAAUAUUUAAGAUGAACCGGGCUCUGGCAGAGAUCAAGAAGCGGUUUCAAAAGACAGUGUCACAGUUUAUGAAUUCUGUCUUGCUGGCAGCAGGGCUGUUCACCAUAGAAUACCCGGUUAAGGAAGAGGCAGAAAUCAGUCGAGCCAAGGUAAAAUCGAGUCCCUAUCUUGAGCGGAGCAUCAAGCCAAUUUCAUACCCAGGAGAAGCCGUUUUAUUACGAUCUCAGUCAGCCCGACCUGAAUCCUCAACUGGAGAGUCUUUGAAGGAAGAGCAUGGGUCUGCUUCUAUAAGCCCCACUCGGAGGAAAAGCAUCAGGAUCCAAGCCAAAGCCGUGGUCACACCCAGAGGAAAGGCUGGAGAGAUGCGCAGCCCCACCAGGUGGGCAGCCUCACCCUCCGACUGCCCACUGGUGCUGCGGAAGCUCAUUCGCAAGGAAGACAUUCGGGCUGGCUGCAGGUGCAUGGUGAAGGCACCGCUGGUCACCGACGUGGAGCUAGAGCGCUUCCUGUCUGCACCCCGUGACCCUGGCCAGGUCCUGGUUUUUGGGAUAGUCUCAAGCCAGAACCCCACCAGCACCGCACAGCUCCAGUGGCUGCUUGACACACUCUAUAGUCACCGGCAGCAGGGCCGUGCCUCACCCUGCAUCCAGUGUCGGCAUGACCCCUACCGCCUGCUGCGGUAUGACCUGGACAGCUCCCUGCAGAAGGACCCACCCCUGCUGGUGAAGAAGUAUGCUGUGUUGCCAGGGAUGAUUCUGAUGUUCGCCGGGGGGAAACUCCUUUUUGGUGGCUGUGUUUUGAACGGUUAUGGCUUCAGUAGGCAGAAUCUGCUGAAACAGAUCUUCCAGGCUCGACAGGACUGCAAGAUGGGCUACUUCCUGCCAGACAACUACAAGUUUAGCGUUCCAACCGCCACCCCAGUCCCGGAAGACCCUGACUCAGCCAAGAAAGCAAUAUCGGAAGAUAUCCAACAAAGCUUCUCCUCGUUGGCCAUGGGGGACAAGGUGGAGGAGUCCCCUCCUGAAGCCGAGAAGAAAAUGAAAUCGCCUGAAGUGGAUUUGCCUGUUCUCAGCAAAGUCAGGAGGGGCAGUAAGAAGGUGGUCCCCUGGAAAAAACAGGCCUCCAAGCGGUGAUGCUGUCCCUGUGGCUAUCCAGAGCUCUAGGCCUGGACACAGCUCCUCUCACGUCCACCCAGCCCUGCCUCCCAACUCCCCUACCCCCUUUCUCUGAGCCUCUGCAUAAUAAAUAAGCAUGUCUCCAGCAUCUGGGUGAGGCCAUGGGAU
Molecule: messenger RNA, 6133 nt
Organism: Mustela lutreola (European mink)
Lineage: Eukaryota; Metazoa; Chordata; Mammalia; Carnivora; Mustelidae
Gene: FAM194C
Product: chromosome 2 C3orf20 homolog
Exons: 18
Coding region: 3254-5983 (909 amino acids)
Source: RefSeq, a predicted model, not a curated record